AUGUCUUUAGAACCAGAGGCUUAUGUUCUCCUCACAGUCCCUAACUGUGUUCUCUCACUGCCCUCUGGCAAUGCCACAUACAACGGGAGCCUUGCUCUAGAAUAUGUGUCUCUUCCCCUCCCUCCAUCGUCUGUCGUCGACCCUACAGCUCCCGACAUGUUUCUUAUCCUUCGCCUCAGCUCAUACGAAGUUCUUUUGGAUCCCGCGCGCACCAUUACUGCAACCGUCUCACCAUCGGGUGAGCGCAAGUACAUCUUCCAUGCGACCCAUGAUGGACCAAAUCAACUCUUCCUAUCAAUCCCUCCUCCCGAUAGCGUGCACGCAUUGGAGGACAUCGAGCUUUUCCAUAGUGUCUUAGCCGAAUACGGAGACUUUCGUGGGGAUUUUAACAUUGACUCUCCAGCAGCCGAUGCUCAGGCCACUGAUGAGAAGGAAGAGGAUCUGCGCGGAAGGUUCAUCCUUGUGGAUGAGAAUAAUGGCGAAGUCAUCGGCGCUUUGGAUAACACCAUCUCUGUGCGCGAAGAUCCAAUGCUGCGAGAGAAGGGUCACGAGAACGAUCCUGUAAUCGUCGAGCUACCAGAGGGCGUGGAAGGCGCGGGGGACUGGACAGGUCAGGAAGUGCUUGUGCGGGCCGUACCGCCUGAAGAUAGGGAUUGGAUGAUGAAGGGGGCCGUAUUCGCCAGCCACGUUAUAUCCGGGACGACGACCCUGCUCACAUCUGCAAUGAACUCGGCAUCAAGCUACUACAUCGCAAACUCCACCCCGUCGCCUCAUGCCACCCCGUCCACAACCGCGCCUGCAUCUGGGACCGCUUCACCACCAUCUUCACGCACCCUUCUUCUUCUGCAGUCCCCCAAUACCCGCAAGCAUCUGACCCGCAUUCAUGCCCUAAGCGGCCAGGCCGUGAAGGUGAGCAGCAAAACAGCAGGUAUGGUAGAAGGAAUGAUCCACCGCGUUGUCGGCGGUUCUGAUAAGGGCAAGGGUAGGGCUUCGGGGACGUCGACACCCUCAUCCGGCAGCAUUGCUUCGGGUUACAGGCCUCCUUUACCCCCACGGGCUAGUUCUAAAGCCGGAUCAACGACAAGCCAACUUCAGCCCUCUCCACCCCCAUACACCGCUUAUCAUGGAAGCGCCGCUGAAAUUCCGCUUCCGCUACGUAAAUCUUCCACCAUCUCCUCGUCACCAUCGCCGUCCCCAGCACCCACGCCUCGCGUGAACCGUUCACCCGUGAGCACGCGCACCUCUCUCGCUCUCUCCGCUGGCAUUCUCCUCUCCACCCUCUCCACUUCUUCUGUUCGCCUUGUUGACGCCGGCUCAUCUGCCCUGAGCGCUGCCGUCACGCACAAGUACGGUGCCGAGGUAGGCGGUAAUGUAAACAUUGCUGCAGGCGCAGCACGAAAUGUUGUCCUUGUGUACGUGGAUGUGACGGGUAUGGGCCGACGUGCAAUUGUGAAGACUGCAGCAAAAGCAUGGGUCAAAGGGAAAAUG
This is a messenger RNA of Heterobasidion irregulare TC 32-1, 1488 nucleotides long. RefSeq lists its product as uncharacterized. The annotation marks the transcript as partial. The transcript has 2 exons. NCBI's taxonomy places the organism in Eukaryota, Fungi, Basidiomycota, Agaricomycetes, Russulales, Bondarzewiaceae. The record is from RefSeq and is a predicted model, not a curated record. Gene Ontology annotation, biological process: cell division. Gene Ontology annotation, cellular component: plasma membrane.